CGCAUGCGUAGUGCUCGAGGCGGGGGGCCGAGGGGAAGGGAAACGUGGGUGUCCCGAGGGCUCCUCUUUGGGAGGGUGCGCGUAUCGGUGUCUCCCCUCCAAACGGUUCCUGUUGGGGGCGGGAAGUGCAGCUUUUACUCCCACAAAUGCAUUUAUUAUUCAGUUCAGAGGCCAGAGGAAAUCUUUAAGGAUGGACAUUGAAACGAAGGUUUUCAAAUUGCUCCCAGGAAGCUGGGCGCUUGCGGUUUGGGGAGCGGCGGAAGUGUGGCUCUCCCGACGCCGGAAGUGUGGCGCUCGGGGACCGGCGUUAGGGACCGCCUCGGGUGUAAUUUUGAUUGGUGGAAGCGAGGGCCAGGACUUCAGGCCUCGCCUGUGAUUGGUCGCGGGCGGAAUGCGGACUCAGGAUUGGUGGAUGAGCGUAGUCGGAAGUGUGGGCUGCGCGGUUGGUUACCGAGGGACCGGAAGUGUGGCUGUCACUCCGGGCACUGGAGUCGGAGAAAGCAUCUAGGGAUACUGGCUCCCAGAUGAAUUGACCCAGUGUCUGGUCUCACAGGACUUGUACUUUCAGGCCAGAUUCUUAGAUUUCGAGUGGAAUAGUGGGUAUCCCGGGUUGGCUGAGGAUCCGAGAGCAGGCCCAGCGUUCGGAUCCCGUCCAAGGCUCCCCCACGUCGGGGUUGCUGGGGACGCUUAGGUCUCUUCCCUAGGGCUAUGGCGGACUCGACGCUGCUAGUGUCGGAGCUCAGCGAAGCAGAGGCAAUGGGUGCCGAGAAGGCGCGUUUGGAGGAGCUGCUGCUGCAGGCCUCCAAGGAGCUCCAGCAAGCCCAGACAAGACCAGAAUCCACACAAAUCCAACCUCAACCUGGUUUCUGCAUAAAGACUAACUCAUCGGAAGGGAAGGUUUUCAUCAACAUCUGUCACUCUCCUUCCAUCCCUCCUCCGGCUGAUGUGACAGAGGACGAGUUGCUCCAAAUGUUGGAGGAGGACCAAGCCGGGUUUCGUAUCCCCAUGAGUCUGGGAGAGCCUCACGCUGAACUGGAUGCAAAAGGCCAGGGUUGUACCGCCUACGAUGUAGCUGUCAACAGUGACUUCUACCGGAGGAUGCAGAACAGUGAUUUCUUCCGAGAGUUUGUCAUCACCAUCGCCAGGGAGGGCCUUGAGGACAAGUACGGCCUGCAGUUGAAUCCAGAGUGGCGCAUGUUGAAGAAUCGGCCUUUCAUGGGCUCCAUCUCGCAGCAAAACAUCCGCUCCCGGCAGCGCCCUCGGAUCCAGGAGCUGGGGAGUCAGUACGCGCCGGACUCACAGAGCCCUGAGGAAGGCCCAGAAAAGCCUCACCUGAGCCUUUGGCUGGAAACCCCAGACCUCCUCUUGGCGGAAAUUGACCUCCCCAAACUGAAUGGCGCCCUGGGGCUGUCGCUGGAGAUUGGGGAGCACCGCUUGGUGGUGGGGGGCCCCCAGCAGCUCUACCGUCUGGAUGCCUACAUCCCCUUUCGGAUCAACUGUGAUGAGAGCAAGGCAGCCUUCCAUCGGAAGAGAAAGCAACUGAUGGUGGCCAUGCCCCUUCUGGGGGUGCCUUCGUGACCUGUGCCUCCCUGGGCUUCUGAGUGGAGCAUAGAAGGCAGUGGCGGAUCUAAAAUAGAAAUAAAACAUGUUUGUCUUGAUCCUUGUCUGGUG
Talpa occidentalis (Iberian mole) is the source of this 1671-nucleotide messenger RNA. It is a transcript of the gene PIH1D1, whose product is annotated as PIH1 domain containing 1. Gene Ontology annotation, biological process: rRNA processing; box C/D snoRNP assembly. Lineage: Eukaryota; Metazoa; Chordata; Mammalia; Eulipotyphla; Talpidae. The transcript has 9 exons. Gene Ontology annotation, cellular component: R2TP complex; ribonucleoprotein complex; cytoplasm. The record is from RefSeq and is a predicted model, not a curated record. The coding region runs from base 709 to 1578 and encodes 289 amino acids.